Messenger RNA from Iphiclides podalirius (scarce swallowtail), 519 nucleotides. The record is from the annotation of a GenBank genome assembly. NCBI's taxonomy places the organism in Eukaryota, Metazoa, Arthropoda, Insecta, Lepidoptera, Papilionidae.
AUGUUUCGUGUUGUGAUUUUGUUUGCGGCCGCGACCAUCGUCGCGGGCGGUGUGACCAACGUAGAGCGUUGUCUCAAUGACAACGGAGAUCUACCCCUGCACACGUACAUAGAGGGCUGCACAGACCCACCCUGCGAGUUGCUCCACGAUGAAUACGUCGUAAUGCAUACCACGUUUAAGGCCCCUCGCAACAUUACUAGCAUGACGACUUGGGGGGCCCUUUACUUAAAUGUGGGGCCGGUGAACGUUCCAGUCCGCUACAGGCUCGGCGAGCAGGAGACGACCUGCAACUUCCUCGAGAACACCCGCUGCCCCCUCCGAAAGGGGCAAAUCGUGAGAUACACCCUGAGAAUGUACAUUGGAGUCUACAUGCUGUUGAGAAGCGCGGUGCGAUUGGAGUACAUCAUAAUGGAUGAAAAUUGGGCCCCGGUAGUCUGCGUGGGAUUCCCCGUCAGAGGAGAUCACUACCGGCCCCCGGUCAAUCAACAGCGAAAAUUACCUCCCCUUCCUAUCCGAGAC